This is a messenger RNA of Cornus florida, 1752 nucleotides long. Its product is annotated as wall-associated receptor kinase 2-like. Gene Ontology annotation, cellular component: plasma membrane. NCBI's taxonomy places the organism in Eukaryota, Viridiplantae, Streptophyta, Magnoliopsida, Cornales, Cornaceae. Gene Ontology annotation, biological process: protein phosphorylation; cell surface receptor signaling pathway. Gene Ontology annotation, molecular function: polysaccharide binding; ATP binding; protein serine/threonine kinase activity. The coding region runs from base 1 to 1752 and encodes 583 amino acids. The record is from RefSeq and is a predicted model, not a curated record. The transcript is spliced from 4 exons.
AUGGACUUGCACGCAAUGCUUCUGAGGCUUAUGGUGAAAAGCGUGAUACUAGUAGUAAUAAUAGCUAGAGUUGCUACCGCACAAGGCAUGCCUGGCUGCAAAGAUAGAUGCGGGAAUCUUAAAAUUCCAUAUCCGUUUGGGAUGAGCCAAGGCUGCUACCUAAACGAGUCAUUUCUGAUCACAUGUACCAAAUCCAAAACGUAUCUGAACGGUAAUUUAUCUGUCCUGAACAUAGCACUCGAGGGUCAACUGCGAAUUUUGUCCCCUAUUGCCACUGUUUGCCGCGGCUUGCAGGCUAAUUACACCACCAGGGAUCAACAACUUUCAACUAGUUUUCCCCUCUCAAGUACAAGAAACAAGUUCAUUGCCGUAGGCUAUAAUACUACAGGAGCCAUCCGUGUCUUUCCGGGGAAAACUUACACAGCCGCGAGUUGCAAGUCUUUUUUUAACAUGACGUAUAAAUUAAUCAAUGGAUCUUGCUCAGUCAUGGGCUGUUGCCAGACUUUCAUUCCCAAAGGAUUACGGGACUUCAAGAUAGUGGUCGUGCAGCCACGCCUUGUGGUCGAACAAGAGUAUUAUGACUUCUCGUCGCUAGAUCUUUAUAGCAACUUAACCGACCUCAAUCCAUUCCCUAUGGUGCUAGAUUGGGCAGUCGGUGAGACAAAAUGUGAACAAGCUAAAAAGAACAAGACAGGUUAUCUAUGUCAGGAGAAUAGCGAGCGCUAUGACUGGGAUGGUGGGGCAGGAUAUCACUGCAGAUGCUCUAAAGGUUACCAGGGGAACCCAUACCUCCCAAACGGUUGCAAAGUCCGCAAAAAGAAGAUAAUGAAGUGCAGAGAAACUUUUUUUAAGCAGAACGGUGGUAUAAUGUUACAACAACUGCUUUCCAACUGCAAAAGGAAAGGUUCUGCUCAAGGAGCCAAGAUUUUUACGGAAGAGGAGCUCAAGAGAGCAACAAACAACUUCGGUGAUGGCAAUGUUAUUGGCCAAGGAGGUUAUGGCACAGUUUAUGCAGGAACUCUAAAAGUUGAUAUGAUCAUCGCCAUCAAAAAGUCCAAGGUGGUAGACCGAGGCCAAAUUGAGCAAUUCGUUAAUGAGGUAGUUAUUCUCUCCCAAAUCAAGCAUCCAAAUGUGGUGAACCUCUUGGGUCGUGUAUCCUCAACGCCAUGGGAACUGCGUUUGAGAAUAGCAGCAGAAACUGCUGGAGCACUUGCGCAUAUGCAUUCUUAUCCAAUAAAUAUAAUUCAUAGAGAUGUCAAGUCUGCCAACAUUCUAUUGGAUGAUCAUUGCACUGCAAAAGUAUCCGACUUUGGAGUUUCAAGAUUGGUUCCUUUAGAUCAAACUCAGCUACCCACAUUGGUGCAAGGAACAUUUGGUUACUUAGAUCCCGAGUACUUUUAUUCAGGCUUAUUAACCAAGAAAAGCGACGUCUAUAGCUUUGGAGUUGUCCUUGUAGAGCUACUAACCGGGAAGAAUGUGUUCUCUCUGGAUAGACCUGACAAGGACAGGGGUCUAGCUAUGUAUUUCGUUUCUUCGCUCAAAGAAGGUCACUUGCUUCAAAUCCUAGAGGAUCGAGUGAAGAAAGAGGGACAUGCUAAGCAGCUAAAAGGAGUAGCUGAGGUAGCAAAACAAUGCUUACGAUUGAAGGGACGAAAAAGGCCUACAAUGAAAGAGGUAAAAGAGGAGCUUGAGGCAUUGAGAAACUCCAAAAUCAACCACGGAUCAGAAUUAGACCAUAUAUAUAAGAAAUGA